GUUUCUUACAUUUUUUCCCCUCUUUCUUUUUCAUGGCACAACAUUUUCUCUCACAGUCGUCGUCAUCGUUCUUCUUCUGCUUCUUCUUCCUCUUCUUCUUCACUACAACAGCGACGAGCACUUGCGACGCUUUAAUGGCGAGGACCGAUUCCAGAGAUUAAACAGUAGUGCCCAUUUAUUGCCCCUACAAAUUUCUUGACAAAAAAAAACCCAGAAAAAAAAAGAAAAAUAGAAAAUUGAUUAAUCUGGUAGAUGAGGAGACAAGGGUCCCUUUAAAGAUUUCUCCUUUUUAUUACCUAUUUUUUUUUUCCCACUCUCUGGAGAUCCUCAAUCCAUCUUUGUGUUGGGUGUUUUUUUUUUUGUGGGGGGUUUUAUGUUCAACACUGAGCCCAGCUCGCGAUUGGCAACAUCGCAUUUUUAUGAACACUCUCACCGAAAAUCUCGGGUCGAGUUCAAGGGGGGAAAGGAAAGAGAGAGAAAGAGAGUGGGAGGUUUAGGUUUACGAGCAGAGACACGGUUUGAUGCUCUCUGAGUUCUUCGAUCAUGGAGAAGAAGGAAACACAGAGAGGCAGCCCUGGAAUUCUCCCCAAAAGUCCUCUCCUUUACGAGAAAUACAAAGCCGGUUGUGGCUGGAGAUUGAUAAACUUCUUCGGUUUCAGACAAGAUCGGUCUGGUAAGAAGCUGAUUUCAGCCAAGUCGCACAGGUUCAGAGAUUCUUCUGGCAACGUUUAUACUAAAAGUCAGCUUGAUUUGCUCCAGAGGCUUCAUGAGAAAUGUCAGUGUAAUAAUAAUGUGAAUGCUCAGCCUGUUGUGGAAGAAGAGAUCUCAUGUAGGCCUAAAACAAGGCGAAGAUCCUCAGUUUCUGGAACCGAACAUGAGAAGUAUUAUCCGAAAUCUGUAAGGGAAAUACCAAGUGAGGCGAGAAGGACGAAAAAUCUAAAGGUGGAAACUUUUGAUAACUCGGUUCAGGGUGAAGGAAAGGUUUGUUUCUCAGAGCAAAAUCAAUCUUCUUUGACUGAGACUGAGAGAUCCGAGAAGAAGACGAGUGAUAAGCAGCUGAGCAUGAAAAAGGGCUGGGACCAAAUUUGCAAGAACUUGGAUCCAGAUUUGGAGAAGUGCCCAGAGAUUAACCUUCAUGUUUGUGUGAAUGAAGCGACUGAAGCAUUGAUAUGCCAGAAGGCGAAAAAGGGAAGUGACCAGUCUAAGCAGUUCUUGGAAGCACUGGAUGUUCUGAGUUCAAACAAAGAAUUAUUCGUUACUCUCCUGCAAGAUCCAAAUUCUUUCUCGGCAAAGCGUGGCCAAGAUUUUCCGGGAUCCCGGCCAAAAGACCGGGAAGCUAAGUGUUCUUCCAACACUGCAACAUUUGAAACUCGAGUAAAAGAUGUAGGAGAACCAGAUGAAUUGGACAGAAUUGUUGUCUUGAAGCCUAGGUUAACUAGUUCAGGUGAAGAUGCAAGUGCCUACUUGAGAUUCAAACAUAUGGCUAAGAAGUUGAAACUUGUUAUCGGGUCCAACAAGAAUGAUCGCUGUGAAAACAAGCUUCUAGGCGCAAUCUGUAGCCCUGAAGAUAGUUGUGAAGCUAAUGAAGCCAAGACUGCUCCCAGAAAAAGCGAUGCUAUUAAGAGAAUGGAGAAAACGAGUGAGGAAAGAGAUUAUUCCCAACGGAGAUCUGAUGCUUCAAUGGAGAUCUUUAAAUGCAAGAAACGGGUUGGAUCUUAUGUUUUCAAGUCAACCCCUGAGAAUGAUCUUUCACCAAGGAGGCUCAUGGUGGAAAGACAACAUGAGAGAACAAGCUCGUCGCCUGUUUAUGAAGUUCCUCAUGCACUGAGUAGUUUCUGGAAGGAGCACGAUACUGAUGUUAGCCCUGAGACAAGAUUGAAGGAUAGAAACCAGAAGCAGCAUUACAGAUUACAAUCCUCGGGCAAGAACGUUGAAGUGUUCAACUCGAAACACGGUUUUCAGCACAGAUCGUCUGAUGAAUGCUUUUCAGAACGUCUCGAUGAAGAUGGGUGUGGAGGUUCUGCUGCUUACAGCAAUCUGAGACCUGGCAUGGAGGAUGAAUGCCUGGAACAGAGAUCCUCAGAGAGUUCAUGCAUGGAGUCUUGUAAAGACAAUCACUCAACAAUUCUGGAGAUGAAAACACUUAUUUCAGAGUUUUCUAGUCCAGAAAGAUCAAACAGCAACGUUAACGACCAUAAACAAGAACAGGAGCACCCAAGUCCCGUCUCUGUUCUUACGAGAUUUCACAUUGAAGAAGAUUCUGCCAGUCCUGGAAUAGCAAACCCAUUAAUUGAAGAGCAUAUCGGUUUAUCUUCUGAGCCCAGAAUCGACCUUACGAGCGUAUUGGAGAGAGGGUCGGUUCAGGAGUUUGUGAAGAUAGUUCUCAAGAUUUCUGGAUUGAACUGGACAGAACUUAUCACAAAAUGCACUGUCUCAUCACUUGAAUCCUCACUGCUCGAUCAAUUCUCACACAAUGAUCAGCAUCAGCAUCUGGUUCUUGACUACACAAGCGAGGUUCUGAAUGAAUUAUACAGAGACAUCAAGUCAUGGCCUUUCAUACGGUUAAAGAACCCGAGACUCGCACUUUUUGCUCUGAGAAACGAUCUGGUUCACCAAGCCAUGAAACUUUUUGACUGGAAUUUGCUCUGCCACUCUGGCCCUCGAAGAACAUUAGAUCAGCUUAUGGAGAAAGAUCUGACAAAACCCUGUCUGUGGAUGGAUUUCGGCGGUGAAACAGAGGGUGUUGUGUCGGAUGUUGUGGAACAAGUCUUGGAACAGUUGGAGAUGGAGGUUGCCACUGAGCUGGGAACAAUGGCCACAAGGAUAUUCUAAUUUUUUACGAGCUUAUUCAACAUUCUUAUAACAACCAUUUAAUGAUAUGCAUGAUUAAAAUGUAUCAACAUCGUUUUUGUGGUGUAAUUUAGUUUAUGCAGUUUGAGACAGCUUCUGCCUCGUUCAGAAGUGUUUGACUGUUGACCAAAAGAUUCUAACUUUUGUUUGGGUAAAUUAUAAAAGGUUCCAUUUUUUUC
This is a messenger RNA of Tarenaya hassleriana, 3029 nucleotides long. RefSeq lists its product as uncharacterized. NCBI's taxonomy places the organism in Eukaryota, Viridiplantae, Streptophyta, Magnoliopsida, Brassicales, Cleomaceae. The record is from RefSeq and is a predicted model, not a curated record. The coding region runs from base 544 to 2832 and encodes 762 amino acids. The transcript has 8 exons.